AUGGCUGAUGCACUUAUUACUUCCACAAUAAAGGUGGCACUGGAGAAGACACUUGUCCUUGCCAAUGAAAGGAUUGGCAAGUUAUUCCAAUUCAAGAAGGAUUUGGAGACCCUGAGAGGAUCCGUUGCCAUGAUCCAAGCUGUCUUGGCUGAUGCUGAGGAAAAGCAAACGCAUGACCAGGCCGUGCAACUGUGGCUCCAGAGGCUGGAAGCCGUGGCGUUUGAUGCUGAGAAUUUGUUGGACGAGCAGAAUUAUGAAGCUCUUCAUUGCCAACUCGUGGGCAAGGUACGCUCCUUCAUCCUGUCCUCUGACAUUAAUAUCGUUUUCCGAUGGAGAAUGGCCUCUAAGAUCAGCGACAUCAACAAGAAGUUGAAUAAGAUCAAUAAAGAAGCCAAUGAUUUUGGACUGAUCAGAAGGGCAACUUUCCCCGCUUCUACUACUGUCUACUGCUAA
Molecule: messenger RNA, 453 nt
Organism: Coffea arabica (coffee)
Lineage: Eukaryota; Viridiplantae; Streptophyta; Magnoliopsida; Gentianales; Rubiaceae
Product: putative disease resistance protein RGA4
Source: RefSeq, a predicted model, not a curated record